AUGAACAACUUUAGAAGCUGUGCUGAAGCUAGAAUAAGUAGUCCAUUGUUUAAGAAUGCUACUAUCUUUAAUGAAAACUUGGUAGCUGUUGAGAUGCAACGAGCAGAAAUAUGGUUAGAUAAACCAAUAUAUGUCGGAAUGAGUAUAGUGGAUUUGGCCAAAACCACGAUCUACGAUUUUCACUAUGGGUAUUUAGCUGAAAGAUUUGAGGAAAACUUUACGACUUGCUAUACAGAUACCGAUAGUGUAAUCGUAGAGAUACGGGAAAAAGAUCCCUAUGAGGCUAUGAUAAAAGAUUGUCGUCAAUACUUUGACACGUCUGACUAUCCUAAAGACAAUAUUUAUGACAUCCCCCAGGUUAACAAGAAGGUGUUGGGUAUGAUGAAGAUGAAAAUAAGGGCUGCAUUAUGA
Messenger RNA from Diabrotica balteata, 411 nucleotides. NCBI's taxonomy places the organism in Eukaryota, Metazoa, Arthropoda, Insecta, Coleoptera, Chrysomelidae. The record is from the annotation of a GenBank genome assembly.